GGGAGGCCAUGGAGCCGGAGUCGCCUCCUCCCCGGCUGUGUGUUCACAGUGACAACACUGAAAUCAGCAGCGCUGCACAAAGGAAGCACGACAGAGUCCUUAGCCCCGCCUCCUCCUCCUCACGGCCACAGACUGCUCACAGACGCACGCGUCACAACACCACACGCCAUCCCUGCUGUCUUGUUUACCACUUUACUGGAAGUGGAGGGGGUGGUGGACGAACGGGAGCGAACGGCACGCACUGUUGAGUAGUUCCCCAGUCGCCAUGACGACCUCACACCCCACCAUCCUCAGAACUGUCUCCGUGUUGCCUCGGUGACCUGAUCCCGUUUUGUCUCCAUCCCUCCGAUGAUCCGGAUUGGGCCGAUAAGGGAGCGCAAUCCGGCUGCCGGCGUCUGGUUUUCUCCAAACAGCAGCCUCCGGUCCAGGAGCGGGGAGGCGAUCCGUGAUGGGAAUGCUGGGAACGCUGCGGGAGUAGCACCGGAGCGUUGCCUGGAAACAGCAGCAUGCCAGUACAGCAGAUAACUGUGGUCCCGGCGAGAGAGACGGCCGGCAACGGAAAGAGCGCCUCUCGCUCCAAAGAAAAGAACGAGGGAAGGAAAGCUCCUGGGCACUCUGGCAGUCGGUCCAGCAACAUUUCCAAGGUCAGCAACACAGCUUCAAGAGCAUCAACGACCCCGUCUGCUCAGGACAUCUGCAGCUCUGGCCAGCCGACCCGCUUAGAUGAUAUUUCUGAGUCCCGCAAGCCCAGCAAGCACAAACCCAAUCCCUCUGCCAUGACAGUCACCGGCACGGCCCAGGCCCAGAAGAAGAAGAGACGGCACCGCCGCAAGAGGAGCAGCUGCUCCACCUUCGACUGCGUGGACCUGAGCGGCAAACAGGAGCAGAGCGACCGCAGCCUCAGCUCCGACCGCAGCGAGCUGGGCGAGAAGCGGGAGCGCUCCUUCAGAAACCGCAAGGAGCUUCCUCCCCGCCUCAGGCGCUCUGGCGCGCCGCAGUCCGACUCCUCCACCGAGGAUGAGGCUGGGCGGGAAGCCCGCAGCUGGAGCAAAGAGAAAGCCAGACGAGCGCGGCGCCGCAGCGUCAGCAGCCGAGAGAGGGACGCCGCAGGCGGCCGCGGAGCCGGGCAGGACAAGGGCGAGGCCAUGGAGCUGCAGUCGGUGGACUCGGACGAGGAGAAGGAGAACCAGCCCCUGGUGGAGGACAGCGGCGGUCUCAAGAAGCGGCACAGCACCAGGGGCUCAGCGAAGAGCCCCGUCUCCCGGAACCAAAGGUCCCGAAGCAGAGAAGGGGAGAAGAAGGGCUGCCGGUCCCGGAGCUCCAGAGACAGCUCCUCGCUGGCGGAGGACGGCGAGCAACUGAUCACCAAGAGAUACCAGGAGAGGGGCUCAGGAGACGGGGACAUGUCGGUGCCCACCCCCCAGAACCACUGCAGGGCCGGGGAGGGUCACGGGGCCACAGCCGGACCCGGUUCAGACGACUCUGAGCUGGAGGUCUGCAGGAUCUGCCACUGUGAGGGGGACGAGGACUGUCCACUGAUCACGCCCUGCCGCUGCACCGGCAGCCUGAGCUUCGUUCACCAGAGCUGCCUCAACCAGUGGAUCAAGUCGUCCGACACGCGCUGCUGUGAGCUCUGCAAGUUUGACUUCAUCAUGGAAACCAGGCUCAAACCUCUGAGCAAGUGGGAGAAGCUGCACAUGACGAAGAGCGAGAGGAGGAAGAUCUUCUGUUCGGUUUUGUUUCACCUCAUAGCUAUAGUGUGUAUGUUGUGGUCUGUCUACAUUCUGGUCAAGAGAACCACGGACGAGAUCCGACUGGGGAAGAACGGUGUGCUGGAGUGGCCCUUCUGGACCAAGCUGAUUGUGGUGGCCAUCGGCUUCAUGGGCGGCCUCAUCUUCAUGUACAUCCAGUGCAAAGUCUACCUGCAGCUGUGGCGCCGCCUCAAGGCCUUCAACCGCAUCAUCACGGUGCAGAACUGCCCGGAGAAGAACCUGCACCACCCCCUCAGGCCCGGCCCGGCGCCAUGUCCAACGGGAAGCACGGAGCUGUGGAGGUUCCCAUCGCUCCGGCUUCGGCUUCGGCUCUGGCUCCCGCUCCGGUUCAGGACAUGGACUCGGACUUGUCCGUGGAGGCUGCGGUGGCGCCAGACCCAAACCCCGUCUGAGCUCUCCUCCUGCAUGCCGGACCUGCAUGCUCUGCUCUGUUCAGAGAGGCAGGCGAGAGAGCAAGACGUGAUUCAAGACUCAGGUGGUACUUUCUACUCAGCUGCAGCGAUAACUGGUCUUUGAGAUGCAGCAGAUGAAUCUUAGGUACUGAUCCCGUCCAGGACAGCUGGCGUGAUGUGAAAGGACAAAAUGCAAGAGACCAGUAAGAAAAGAGAGACAAUAAGAGGAGGACAGAAGAGAAAAGACGUGGUUUAAUGGCUUGUUCAUGCCAUGUUAUUGUAUGCACUUUCUAAACCUGCACUGAUAGAAAUGAUGUAGUUGAAAACUCCUGAGGUUGGGUUCAACCAGAUGUCAGUGUGCUUCAAAUACGCCUAGCAAACUGAAGACUGAGUUCACAUAUAAAGCUUCACACAUCCCACAUACACCAGACAAUACAUAACACAAUAGACACAUGAUCAAUAUCAAUGGAUAAUACAACUGACAGAAAAUUAAAUAUUGAGAAUAUUCACUGAACUCCACAGCAUUCUGGAGGAUGUAGGCAAAGGAUUAGCUGCUCCAGGCUAGCAAAGCAAAGUUGCUGGCAUCAGGUGGCCAGGUAACAACCAGCCCCUCAUUCUACGCUGUUUGCUUCGUACAUAGUCUAGAUUCUCGGCUGUUGAGAAACGAUUGCUUCCUGGAGACAUGGACUCGGGUGACGUUUUAAACUUUACCCAAAUGCCAACGUUUCUCCAUGACAUAUGUAAUGCAUUAGCUUCCUAGCUAGGAAGCUUCCUGAAAAUUGUUUGCACUGUAAACAAUCGUCCUCCGCUGCAAAGAGAGAAGUGCAGAGCUAAACAAGAUGGCUGCCAUUUGAUAAUUCAAUAUUUGGAAGAGAGACCAAAUCACACACUGAUCGACUUUCGUUCACUUCCCACGCUGCCAUUGGUAAAACAACAGGCAAAUCUAAAACAGUGCAGAAAAGGGUUAGGGGUCUUUCUGUUUCUGAUUGGCCUGGUAGAAAAUCUACUGGAGGACAUUCAGUGUUGGAAGAAAGUCCAGACUGAAGGCUAGUGGGGUCAACUGACUUGCUCACUCAUUGGUUACCUAGCAACAACCUGUUCAGUAACUUGCGCAGCAGGAGUGUCAGGUUUUGCCACAGUGUCUCAUAACUUCUUAAAACUAAAAAUCAGCAUGAAGAGAAAACUGUGGAUAAAACAGGAACAGGAUUUUAGAUAUCUAAAACAAAAAACUAAUCAGUAAUUAUCAAUAGACUGAUAUAAAACACUUGUAUGUGUUUCAGCCAUAUCGUCGAAAUAUCCAGGAGAUGAUAGUGUAGAAACGUACAUUAGUUCAAAUCCUCUCAGCCUCCACCUCUAAACGUCACAUUUACACAAUGACCAGACCCUCUAACUGGUUUUGUCUACAUUGCAGAAGUAUUCAUGCCCCUGAAAAUCCCUCCUGUCAAAUUGGCAGAUGUUGCUACAAGCUAGCUCCCCCCCAUCAGUGUGUGAAUGUGUGUGUGAAGGACUCUGGAGAUGUAGAACAAAACUUUUACCGAUAUUUACCAUUCUGUCAUUACAGCCACAAAGUUCCUUCAUUUCAACAGGAUUUUAUUUGAUAUACAAACAUAAAAUAAAGUUCUGGAUGCGUUUUAAUUUAGCCUCUCUUAUGUGACACUACUAAAUAAAAUCCAGAUCCAAAUUCAUAUGAGACUUUGUCCAUGACUUGAAGCACACCGACACCUUCAAACACUCUGGGACAAUCAGGCCUUCAGACACCAAAGACUUGUAAUUAUUAAAGCAUUAAGUUUGAAUUCCAGUCCGAAUCUAAAUAUGCGACCUUUGAAAAUGUACUAGGGCAGUUUUGUUGUCGUUUGUGGUUCUUACUCUGCAGGUCAGUGAUUUCAAUGUCAAUAUGAUUAGAGGUUUUACAGUUGCCAUCUGUUGGUGUUUUUUUCUUUUGUUAGAUUGCAGCCGUGUUUGUCUAAACCUUAAAAAGGGAUGAAUGUUUAAUUUUCUCUAAUUUUCUACAGAUGUGAUUUCCAGUGUCACAGGUCACACAGUUCAGGGGUCAAAGCGUGUUUAUGUCUUCAAUCCACCGUUCGUUCACAGCUCUGAUUGGAGACGCUGUGGGUUACAUGCAAAACCUUUUUUUUUUGUCUGUGCAAUAAACGAUGAAUGUAGAACAUCCAAAAA
Molecule: messenger RNA, 4339 nt
Organism: Gambusia affinis (western mosquitofish)
Lineage: Eukaryota; Metazoa; Chordata; Actinopteri; Cyprinodontiformes; Poeciliidae
Gene: marchf1
Product: membrane-associated ring finger (C3HC4) 1
Exons: 8
Coding region: 507-2288 (593 amino acids)
Biological process (GO): immune response; antigen processing and presentation of peptide antigen via MHC class II; protein polyubiquitination
Cellular component (GO): lysosome; late endosome membrane; cytoplasm
Molecular function (GO): zinc ion binding; MHC protein binding; ubiquitin protein ligase activity
Source: RefSeq, a predicted model, not a curated record